AUGCAAAUAGAUACUCAACAAAUUUAAACUCCCUAAGGUUUUUAUAAAUACAAUAUAUAUAUAAUAAAAAAGCCAAAAAAGAAUAAAAAUCGACUAAAAGUGGAAGGACUAUCAUUCGAAAUACCUAUUACUUUAAAGAUAAUCUAGAAAUAAGAACAAGGCUUGGGUAAAAUAAUGUUGAAGAAAAAUAAAGUAAUGUUUUUCGAGGAAACAAAAAAAGCUUUUAACUGGAACAAAUAAAGAAAGAUGAUUUAAAGUAAAACAAUGAAAAUGAGAUAAAUUUAUAGUAAAAAACACCUGAAUAGAUCGAAUAAGAAUUGAUAGAAAAUAAUUAAUAAAAUAAUGUCAAAAAUUAAAACAAAGGUGGAUAUUAAAUAAGAAAAAAUAGAUAAAAGCCAGUAAAAAAUAAAAAAUAAAAAAAAAUUAUAUAUAUUAUUUAAAGAAAUAUACAUAAGAAUUUUAUACUGAUAUUGCUCCUUAAUAGAAACAAAAUAAUUUAUUAAAUAAAAUCAAAGGAAGUUAGAAAAAAAAAUCCGAAGAAAUUAUUUUAAAUCCGCUGUCCCCAAAUUAAAAUUAAACAAAAUUUAGUUUAAAAAAAAACAAAUUAA
Molecule: messenger RNA, 608 nt
Organism: Ichthyophthirius multifiliis
Lineage: Eukaryota; Ciliophora; Oligohymenophorea; Hymenostomatida
Exons: 3
Source: RefSeq, a predicted model, not a curated record